UCCCGCACUUUCGCAGCAAGGUUUGCAAAUGGUAUAUGACCGUCACGAGCGUAAAGACAGCCUCGGUUUCCACCCUGCCAACAAACUUGCCGAGGCCGCUUAUAUGCAGCAACGCAAAGGCAGCCAAGAGGAAGGAUUAAUGGCUCCCGUGGCCGCGUCCUGCUGGCGGCUGUCCCGCCAGCCCUGCCCGCCUGGCGCUGCCCUUUGCCCGCGGCAGCCUCCACGUGGCCACGCAGGGCCGGAGUCCACCGACGGCCGAGCCAUGGACCGCUUCGCCAUCCUCGUGGGCACAGCUCUCCUCCUGCAAGUCCCUGGGGACACCCAGGCGCUGAGCAACACCAGAGGAAAUCAGCUGCCUACUGAUCUGGAUUUCAUCAAGGAAAUCAUCCUGGGCAUAAGAGCUGUUGAGCCUCCAGAAGAGAGUGAGAUAACUGUAGAUGCUGAACCAGGAAUAAAGGUCUUCAGCGAUGCACAAGCCUGGAGAGGCCCCUCCGGAGCCCAGGCCAUAGAAGGACCUGAGGAGGACCGCGAUCACCUCCACCAUCCCGAAGGCAAUGGAGUUGAACAUGCAGCACAUGUGCAGCGCCUGGCUCUGCCCCGCAAGGUGCAGAGCGGCCCAGAAGAAGACCGGGACCAUAUCCACCAUGGCCGAGAGGAGGAGAUGUGACUCCACCUGGGAUAAUAAAAGGGGGAUCUGAGCUGCCCCAGCUUCUCACCGCAGCCCUGGGUUUCCUCAGGGAGAUCUCUCAUCUCCGUACCUGGCCUUCAAACCCCUUCAAUAAACCUCAUUUUCUCUGCUCCCCA
Molecule: messenger RNA, 804 nt
Organism: Dromaius novaehollandiae (emu)
Lineage: Eukaryota; Metazoa; Chordata; Aves; Casuariiformes; Dromaiidae
Exons: 6
Coding region: 29-667 (212 amino acids)
Source: RefSeq, a predicted model, not a curated record